AUAUACCAAAUUAUGGAUAUCCACCAAAUUUCUUCAUGCCGUCAGCUGUUCCAAACUAUCAUCCAUAUCAUGGAUCGAUGAUGUCGUAUUCAUCUCAAGCACCCUCUUAUUCUUCUGCUCCAAUGGGUAAUGAAACUAAUACAAGUGUUGGAGCAACUGAAUUUCCUGAAUUUUCUACACAAAUGGCUCUUGGUGGUAUGAGCAAUGUUCAUGAAACCAUUCCAAAUGAAGAAGAUUCAACUCCUGCUCGUCCGAGAAGCUCCAAAUGGACCACUGAACAAAAUUUGGUGCUACUGAGUGGGUGGAUAAAAUAUGGAACAGAUAGUGUCGUUGACAGAAACCAAAAAGGAGAUUCAUAUUGGGGUAAAAUUGCUGAGUACUGUAAUGAGCAUGGCUCAUUUGAUACUCCGCGCGAUGGAGUUUCGUGUAGAAAUCACUACAACUACGUGAACAAAAGCUUGGGCAAAUGGGUUGGCGCUUACGAUAACGCUAAACGCAUGCAACGAAGCGGGUGGUCGGAGGAUGAUGUAUUGGCGAAAGCGCAUGAACUAUAUUCAAGUGCUGGUAAUGGAAAUUUCAAAUAUAUAAAAGAGUGGCUCGCAAUCCGUGAUCAACCACGUUAUGGUAGUCAAGUAGGAGGAAAUACUGGCUCUGGAAGCAGUGGAUCUAAGAGAGCCCACGAGAGUGAUGCUAGUGACACCAACUCUGUAGGAUCUAGUACUCGUCCAAUGGGGAGGGAUGCUGCUAAGAAAAAGGCUAAAAAGAAAGGUAAGGGUGCAGCCUUGGAAGUGGUAAACGAAGAAUGGAAUGAAUUCAAACAAUUAAAGAUGCAAGAGUUGGCUCGAUUGAACAACAUAGCCAUGUUGCAAAGGGAGACAAACGAGUUGAUUAAGGAAAAGACCCAGGCUAAGAAGAUGAAGAUGUAUCUCAAGCUAACUGAAAAGGAACAUCUCGACGACAAGGGCAAAGAGCUAUUGCAGAAGCUGAGCCACGAUUUAUUUGGAAAUUAAUUGUUGUCAAGUGGCUAUUUGUAGCUUGUCACUUCAUGCUUUAAUAAUGUGUGUUUGUCAUU
Molecule: messenger RNA, 1072 nt
Organism: Arabidopsis arenosa
Lineage: Eukaryota; Viridiplantae; Streptophyta; Magnoliopsida; Brassicales; Brassicaceae
Source: the annotation of a GenBank genome assembly